This is a messenger RNA of Cucumis sativus (cucumber), 1653 nucleotides long. Its product is annotated as NAC domain-containing protein 73. Gene Ontology annotation, biological process: regulation of DNA-templated transcription. The record is from RefSeq and is a predicted model, not a curated record. The transcript is spliced from 4 exons. The coding region runs from base 271 to 1203 and encodes 310 amino acids. Lineage: Eukaryota; Viridiplantae; Streptophyta; Magnoliopsida; Cucurbitales; Cucurbitaceae. Gene Ontology annotation, molecular function: DNA-binding transcription factor activity; transcription cis-regulatory region binding. Gene Ontology annotation, cellular component: nucleus.
CCCCUUCCCUCAAACCCUCUUUCACGAAAUCCUAAUAUUCUCUCACUUCUCUCCUUAAUUAAUCCCAUUUUUACAUUUCCACUUUUUCCUUUAAAAGAAAAUAUUUCCCCUCAAAACAAAAAUUAAAAAGAAAAUUCCAGAGAGAGAGAAGAAGGAUACCUUGCUUGAGCUGAGAAGUGGACGUAAAGGAAGAGAUUAUUAAGUAAUAAGAAUAUACAGCUUCAAUUUUUCAGGUUCCAAUAAUAAUAAACCAAAACGACGACAGAGAUCAUGACUUGGUGCAGUGGCUCGGACGACGACGAGUCCUCUCAACAAUUAACCAAUUCUUCUUCUAUUCUUCAUCAUUCAUCCUCAGCCGUCCGAUGCCCAUCUUGUGGUCAUCAAAUUCAAUUACAAGAUCAGGGUGGGAUUCAUGAUUUGCCUGGGUUGCCAGCUGGAGUGAAGUUUGAUCCAACGGAUCAAGAAAUUCUAGAGCAUUUAGAAGCUAAGGCAAUUUCGGAUGUUGGAAAGCUUCAUCCUCUUAUUGAUGAGUUUAUUCCUACGCUUGAAGGAGAAAAUGGGAUUUGCUAUACUCACCCUCAGAAGCUUCCAGGAGUGAGCAAAGAUGGACAAAUCCGACAUUUUUUCCAUCGACCAUCAAAAGCCUAUACAACAGGAACAAGAAAACGGCGUAAGGUCCACACCGACGAGGAAGGCAACGAGACACGUUGGCACAAAACAGGUAAAACUCGACCCGUAUUCAUUGGCGGAGCCGUCAAAGGAUUCAAGAAAAUCCUUGUCCUUUACACCAACUAUGGCCGUCAAAAGAAACCGGAAAAAACCAACUGGGUAAUGCACCAAUAUCAUCUCGGCAACAACGAAGAAGAAAAAGACGGUGAAUUGGUGGUGUCCAAAGUUUUUUAUCAAACCCAACCCCGACAAUGCAGCUCCACUGCAGCUAUCACCAACAAUAAUAACCACCUCCUCCAAUCAGAAAUCAAAUUCAAGAAUUCCGCCAACCACCACCGCGUUGGCGGCGGCGUUGUCGAUUAUUACAACCCCGCGACGUCGAAUAAUACUAAUUUGAUCAUUAGUUUUGAUCAUAACACUGAACCUGAAGUUCCUCAACUACUACCAAAUUUAGUUCUGAGCGGGGAUGGUUCUUCGUUCAUUCGAUUCCCGCCUGCGGACACGACCAAAAGAAAGCUCGAAAGGAAACUCUAAGAUGUCAUCUCUUACGUCCUUACACAAAUUUCCGAUCGAAUUGCAAUAUUUGGUGGUUGGUUUCUUCUCUUUAUUCUUUUUGGGUAUUUCUUUUAAAAUUGUUGUGAUGUAACAAUCGAAUAAAUUAUUAGAUACAUGUAGGUAGUUUGAUGCAUGUAAUUUGACGAGGAAGUAAUAAGUUUUUUUUUUUUUUUUUUUUUUUUUGAGAAAAAGAAAAGGAAGAAGAAGUUGGUGGUUGGUUGGUUAGAUUGAAUUUUCUAUAAGAAGGGGGAAUAAGACGAAGAAUUAGUAGUGAAGUAUAUAUAUAAAUAUGUAUUAUUAUAUAUAUACAUAUACUGAUUUUAUGUUUUGAACAAUGACUACUGUUAUGUGAUUUAGAAAUGUACAGAGACUCCUAAUAUGAUUAUUAAGCAUUAAUUUCUUAUAAAAUGUAUGAUUUUAGUCAUUAAA